AUGGACUGCCAUUUUUCUGUCUGGGGAGUUUUGGCCUUUCUGAGUUUGGCUCUUGUUGUUUCGUUGAUACUGAACAUUUCAUACUAUAUGAAAAAGAAGCAACCUGCUAAAAAGUAUAAAGACUAUGAAGACAACAGUCCAAGCUAUGAUGGCUACUACACAGAAGAUGACCCAGUUUAUGGCAAUCUCAAUCAAGAUAUUUUAGAGGAAUAUUGUUACGGGCAGAUGAAGUCCCAGCCUCAAAGGCCAGUUAACCAGCUACAGGUGGAGUCUGCCCAUCAGAUGUGUUAUGCCUCACUUGAUCACAGUGUCAAGGGAAAACGCAGAAAGCCGAGGAGAAAGAAAGGCCCUUCAUUAGAGGAGGAUGAAGAAGAAAGAUCAUCUAACCCCACCAUGAUGGCUUCCAAAGUUAGCAUUUAUCUCAACAGUGAGCAGCUGGCUGCUGAAAACACAACAAACGUAGAAGCCAUUCAUGAUGAUCCCAUGAGAUUAAUGGGCUUGAUUCAUACUACAAAGGAGAGAACAUUUGAAGUGGCUUCAUAAACCAAAUAUGUAAUCAUAAAGUGAUAUCUGCUUCUUCGUUCUGGAAAA
Molecule: messenger RNA, 591 nt
Organism: Columba livia (rock pigeon)
Lineage: Eukaryota; Metazoa; Chordata; Aves; Columbiformes; Columbidae
Product: T-cell receptor-associated transmembrane adapter 1-like
Exons: 5
Coding region: 1-543 (180 amino acids)
Biological process (GO): positive regulation of T cell receptor signaling pathway; negative regulation of receptor recycling
Cellular component (GO): T cell receptor complex
Source: RefSeq, a predicted model, not a curated record